Eubalaena glacialis (North Atlantic right whale) is the source of this 1285-nucleotide messenger RNA. It is a transcript of the gene FHIT, whose product is annotated as fragile histidine triad diadenosine triphosphatase. The record is from RefSeq and is a predicted model, not a curated record. Gene Ontology annotation, biological process: intrinsic apoptotic signaling pathway by p53 class mediator; diadenosine triphosphate catabolic process; purine nucleotide metabolic process. NCBI's taxonomy places the organism in Eukaryota, Metazoa, Chordata, Mammalia, Artiodactyla, Balaenidae. The transcript has 11 exons. Gene Ontology annotation, molecular function: ubiquitin protein ligase binding; bis(5'-adenosyl)-triphosphatase activity. Bases 458 to 988 code for a protein of 176 amino acids. Gene Ontology annotation, cellular component: nucleus; plasma membrane; cytoplasm.
GAGGGACUUUUUGCCCUCUGCUCCCGGGCCCCUCAGGCAGCCACUCCCGUGGGCACACGCCCAGGAGCUGCUUCUGCCCCGUGCUCGCUCCCUCUGCCUUUCACUUCCCAGCUGCCAAGAUCUUGGAAGCUUUGAAGCUCAGCAAAGAAGGGAAAUCCAUUGAGAACAGUCUGUAAAGAAUGUGAGCCACAGCGCAAGGACUUUACUGUGGAUUGUUCAGUACUGUUUCCCCAGUGCACGGAACAGUGGCUCUAGGAAGUAUGUGUUGAAUCAAUGUUGAAUGAAAUGCCUGAAGAAGCCUGAAGUUGUAUUGUAGCCCAGAAUUAAGUUAAAACAGAAUCUCUGAACCCCCAGCAUGGAUGGAAAACCAGCAUCGUUUGCCGUAGAGUAACAAUAUAUCAAUACUGCAUAUGGUAUCCCAGGACUGCCUGCUUGCCGAGACCCUCUGUAAAACUCCAUGCACCCUGCUGUUGAGCGCUCUGAGGAGGUAACAGUAUUCAGAGAGAAUUCAAACCGUGAUGAAAUGUCAUUCAGAUUCGGCCAACAUCUCAUCAAGCCCUCUGUGGUGUUUCUCAAAACAGAACUGUCCUUCGCCCUGGUGAACAGGAAACCUGUGGUACCUGGACAUGUCCUCGUGUGUCCCCUCCGGCCAGUGGAGCGUUUCCGAGACCUGCGUCCCAAUGAAGUGGCCGACCUGUUUCAGGCAGCACAGAGAGUCGGGACGGCAGUGGAGAAGCAUUUCCAGGGCACCUCUCUCACCUUUUCCGUGCAGGAUGGCCCCGAAGCCGGACAAACUGUGAAGCAUGUUCACAUCCACGUUCUCCCAAGGAAGGCUGGAGACUUUCACAGGAAUGACAGCAUCUAUGAUGAGUUUUCUUCUCCAAAGCUCCAGAAACAUGACAAAGAGAAGGAGGACUCCCCAACCUUGUGGAGAUCGGAGGAGGAGAUGGCAGCCGAAGCUGCGGCGCUGCGGGGCUACUUUCAGUGACGCAGGCACCAAAGGAACUCAAACAAAUCCCAAGGCAUAAGGAAAUGGGCCUCGUGCUUAGGACCCUGCGGCACUGAAAAUGAAGCUAAGCAGCCUUUAUUACAUCCUUCAAUUCGACACAACCUUUUGCAAAGCAUUUUAUUAUGCUUGUGGAAGCAAUCGGGGUUAUGUUUCAAUCACAAUGACUGACAGGCUGCCUUCAAAACGACGGCACCCGUGGCCCUUCCACACUUCCUUGGCUAUGUACUUAGAAUAGAACCUUUUCUAAAUUGUCCCUUGGCCUGGAUGGAAAUAAAA